ACGAGUAGGCAGUUGUGGAUGAAGGAAAAUGCAUUGAUGGUUGCUGUCAUCCGCUUGGCACUCUUGUCUCCAAUGGCUGUGAGUGGCUGGACUUACCACUAUGGGACUCAAUCAGAGCUGACCUGGGAAGAUGCAAGGACGUAUUGCCGGACCUUCUACACUGACUUGGUAGCAAUUCAAAACCAAGAAGAAAUCCAAUACCUCAAUAAACACAUACCCCGCCAUAAAACAUACUACUGGAUUGGGAUCCGGAAGAUUAACAAUGUUUGGACCUGGGUAGGAACCAAUAAAACCCUGAUGAAGGAGGCAGAGAGUUGGGCUAAGGGCGAGCCCAACAACAAACGUUCUAACCAGGACUGUGUGGAGAUUUACAUUAAAAGGGAUUUGGAGUCUGGGAAGUGGAACGACGAACCUUGCACGAAAAAGAAGCGGGCAUUGUGCUACACAGCAUCUUGUCAGCCUUCCUCCUGCAGCCAGAAUGGCGAGUGUGUGGAGACCAUUGGGAACUACACCUGCCGCUGUUAUCCUGGCUUCUUUGGGCCUGAGUGUGAAGAUGUUGUAAAGUGCAAGGAGGUGGAUGCUAUCCAUCACCCACUAUCCAUAAACUGCAGCCAUCCUCUGGGAUACUUCAGUUACAAAUCCAGCUGCACCUUCAGUUGCGACGAAGGCUUUGAAAUGAGUGGGCCAGACACCUUGCAGUGCUCACCUUAUGGGAACUGGACAGCACAGAUGCCACAGUGUGUAGAUGUACAGUGCCGACCAUUAAACAGUCCUGCAUAUGGUGAGCGCCACUGUUCUCCCAUCCAUAGGGAAUUCCAGUACCAGUCUGUUUGCCAUUUUAACUGCAAAGAGGGCUUUGUAGUACAUGGAGCAGAGACCAGUGUAUGUGAAGCAACUGGUGAAUGGACUUCCCCAGAGCCAAUAUGUCAAGUCAAGCAAUGCAAAAAAUUAGAAUCUCCUGUGAGAGGAACAAUGGACUGCAUACAUCCAUUGGGUGACUUUGCACACAACUCCACUUGCAGCUUUGCUUGUGAAGCUGGAUUUCAGCUCAGUGGCUCAAAGAUCUUGCACUGCAAUGCAUCCAGUCAGUGGACAGCCCACGUACCCAUCUGUCACGCUGUUCAGUGCCAGCCCCUGGAGGUCCCCAUUCAUGGAAACUUCACCUGCUCCCAUCUCCAUGGGGAUUUUCAGUAUCAAUCCAGCUGCACCUUCCAUUGUACUGAAGGCUUUCAGCUGCUUGGAGAAGAGGUGGCUUCGUGCACAGCAAGUGGAGAGUGGACGUCACAACCACCAGUUUGUCAAGCGAUUGGCUGCCCAAAGUUGGAUACCCCCAGGAAUGGAGGUUUAAACUGCUCUCAUCCACACAGAGACUUUGCGUAUAGUUCGGUCUGCACCUUCUCCUGUGAUACGGGUUUUGUGCGAGUUGGACAGGAGAGGCUUCAGUGCUCAGCCUCGGGUCUGUGGACAGAGAAACCACCUUUUUGUGAAGCUGUGAAAUGCCACAAUCUGCAAAGCCCUGAGAAAGGGGGAAUGAUCUGCUCUCAUCCCAUUGAAGAAUUUGCUUUCCAAUCUGUGUGUGAAUUUACCUGUGAAGCUGGCUUUGCCUUGGAUGGAUUCAAAACAACAGGCUGCUUGGCAACUGGGAACUGGAGUGCCCCAUUACCAGUUUGUCAGGUUAUUGGCUGCCCAAAGUUGGAUGCUCCUAAGAAUGGAGGACUGAAUUGCUCUCAUCUGCACGGAGAUUUUGCAUAUAAGUCAGUCUGCAGCUUUUCCUGUGAUACAGGGUUUGUGCCAAUUGGACAGGAGAAGCUACAGUGCACAGCCCUGGGAAUGUGGACAGAGAAAUCACCCUUUUGUGAAGCCACCCAGUGCCCAACUCUGCAUGCGCCAGACUAUGGCCAUUUUAACUGCUCUCAUCCCCAUGGCGAGUUUGCCUAUGGCUCCAGCUGCAACCUCUUCUGCAAUGCUGGUUUCCUGCUUGUUGGAUCGGAGGUGCUGGACUGCUUGGCUGUAGGAAAUUGGACACAACAACUGCCGUCUUGCAAAGCUGUUCAGUGCCCUGCCCUAGGAACUCCAGCCAACGGCCAGGGAAACUGCUCUCAUCCACAUGGAUCCUUUGCAUUCAAUUCCAGCUGCGUCUUCUCGUGUGACUCUGGUUUUCGGUUAGUUGGCUCAGAGAUGCUCCAGUGCAUGGCUGAAGGAAACUGGACAGGGGAUAUGCCCACCUGUGAAGCUGUAUCGUGUCCCCAGUUGUGGGAUCAGGAACAUAUGGAGACAAACUGUUCCCAUACCUGGGGUUCCUUCCACUAUAAUUCAGUGUGCCACUUCCACUGUGCCGAUGGGUAUCUCCUCAAGGGAACAAGCAAUAUCGAGUGUCUGCCUGAUGGCCAUUGGUCUGCAGAGAUGCCUGUUUGCCAAGAAACUGCUGCUCCUUUUCUCAAGCAAGUUCUGCUCUACACCGGUACAGUCACGGCAUCUGUUAUUGGCCUGUUGGUAUCCGGAACUUUAAUAGUGCUAGUAAUACGACAUCUCAGCAAAAAAGAAGAAAAAAAUAAGCUCUUGAGUUCCACCAGUGAUUUGGGAGCACCUGGAGUCUUCUCCAAUGUGGCAUUUGAUUCCUUUUCCUAAGGAUGGACCCAUACAGAGCUCAUCUGAAGGAUGACCCUGGGAGAAGACUACAGAAAGGAUGGAAUUUUCCAAUUUAGUUUAGCUCUGCCUCUUGAGUUAAUGUAGAACUGGAAAGAAACUGGCUGAAACACCUACCUCUGCUCAGAUCUUGCUGUGCUGAACUUCUGUUCUCCAUCCAGCGGUAGCAUUUCAAGGAUGUUGCAUCAUUUGCUGUUACACACUCUGAUGACUGCAUUUUUCCUCUGCUGUCAGAUUCUAAACAACUUAUAAAGUUAAGAAACGUUACCACCUAAUGGCCUAGUGGAGAUGCUGUUGUUGCAAAGCCAAGUCAGUAUCUGUGGUGGGAAACUGCUUUGCUGGAAGUACCAAUCCCUCCUGUCAGCUAAAAACUGUUUUUAAAAAAUCAGAUAUUGAGUUUAGAACUCAGAUAUGGAAAUGCUGUACAGUCAGUAGAUGACCAGGUUGCCUCCUGCCAGCCAUUCCAGGUUACUACAUCCUUCCUUUAUUAUACCUUGCUCUCUAGAUUAGGAAAAGUUAAUCCUGAUCCAAGAAAAUAUCAAGAAUAAACUCAAAAGAACAUCAGAUGUGUUUAAUUUAAAGGGUAUACCUGGACACCCCUGACCAGUGGAAAUCUUAUUCAGCCAUCACUUUGGCUUCUGUGAUUACACCAGGAAUUGCUCAUACUACUUUCAAACAGAUUGCUGUAAUCAAUCAGGACUAGAAACUUGCUUUGGAAAAACUGAAAGAUAACAAUUCUCAGGAAACUGGAUUCAGCACUCAGUGCUACAUUCUGAACUUAUAUGGGAUUGCAAAACCACACACAGCUCUGGUUAUGUCUUGCUCUUUGUAGAUAAACUGAUUCUUCACCAUGUAAACAGAGCCGAUUGUCAAAGCUAUGAACAUUUUCAGUGUUGCGAUGAAGCCAUACAUUUGCUUCACAGUCCAACUCUCCUUUACUGCACCAAACCAAAGCUUAAAAGUUGGUUAAAUGAAAUCUGUUGACUAACAGUUGUUGGUUCUAAAUUAAAUGAUUCCAUAAUACACUGCUCCUUUCAUCACCAUGUCAAAAUGUCCUUAUUCAUGUUUCAUAGAAAAUUAUGCAGUAAUUCACAAAUAAAGACAAUUGUGGUUUGUUUUUAAAAAA
This is a messenger RNA of Heteronotia binoei (common prickly gecko), 3772 nucleotides long. RefSeq names its product selectin P (gene SELP). Gene Ontology annotation, molecular function: sialic acid binding; oligosaccharide binding. Lineage: Eukaryota; Metazoa; Chordata; Lepidosauria; Squamata; Gekkonidae. Gene Ontology annotation, biological process: heterophilic cell-cell adhesion; leukocyte tethering or rolling; response to cytokine. The record is from RefSeq and is a predicted model, not a curated record. Bases 19 to 2628 code for a protein of 869 amino acids. The transcript is spliced from 17 exons. Gene Ontology annotation, cellular component: membrane; external side of plasma membrane.